AAUGAUUAAAAACAACUUCUUCUUCAAACCGGAAGUAAAUACAAACACCCUCUGAUCGUUUCCGGUGACGUAGGCGCUAGCUCCCGAUGCUACACGCGGGAAACAGAAGAAGCUGCUCCUCACAUUGACAAGCAUCAGUCGUCGUCUGUAGCUGAGAUGGGAGACACACUGGAGUUCAGCGACAUUUACCAGGAGGUGAAAGGCUCCUGGAAUGACGGGCGGCUGCGUUUUAGCAAGCAAACUGUUGUUUAUAAGAGCAGCAAGACGGGGAAGGUGGACAGCAUCCAGGCUGGCGAGCUCAACCUGGCCCAGUGGAGACGAGUGUGUUUAGGUCACGGCAUCAAGCUGGGCACCAACUCAGGACAUGUCUACAAAUACGACGGCUUCAGGGACACGGACCAGGAGAAGAUCACUGAGUUUUUCAAGGCCAACUACAAGGUGGAGCUGACGGAGAAGGACAUGUGUGUGAAGGGAUGGAACUGGGGAACAGCCAAGUUCUCAGGGCCGCUGUUGUCAUUUGAAGUAAAUGACAACACAGCGUUCGAGGUGCCGCUGUCCAACGUGUCCCAGUGCGCCACGGGGAAGAACGAAGUCACUCUGGAGUUUCACCAGAACGAUGACACCGAGGUCUCCCUCAUGGAGGUCCGAUUCUACGUCCCGCCCAGCCAGGCUGAUGAACGACAGGACCCUGUGGAGGCGUUUGCCGAGAAUGUGCUGUCUAAGGCCGAUGUGAUCCAGGCCACAGGAGACGCCGUGUGUAUCUUCAAAGAGCUGCAGUGUCUUACACCCAGAGGAAGAUACGACAUUCGUAUCUACCCGACUUUCCUUCACCUCCAUGGUAAGACCUUCGACUACAAGAUUCCCUACACUACCGUCCUCCGUCUAUUCCUGCUGCCACACAAGGAUCAGAGGCAGAUGUUCUUUGUGAUCAGUCUGGAUCCUCCCAUCAAGCAGGGUCAGACGCGUUAUCACUUUCUCAUCCUGCUCUUCUCCAAGGAGGAGGACCUCAGCCUCACCCUCAACAUGAGCGAGGAGGACGUGGAGCGCCGUUUUGAGGGCAAACUCAGUAAAAACAUGUCAGGGUCUCUGUAUGAGAUGGUCAGCAGGGUGAUGAAGGCCCUGGUCAACCGCAAGAUCACGGUGCCCGGAAACUUCCAGGGUCACUCUGGAGCUCAGUGCAUUACCUGCUCCUACAAGGCGUCGUCAGGCCUCCUCUAUCCUCUAGAGAGGGGCUUCAUCUAUGUCCACAAGCCUCCCGUGCACCUGCGCUUCGAGGAGAUCUCCAACGUCAACUUCGCCCGAGGCACCACCACAACGCGAUCCUUCGACUUUGAGAUUGAGACCAAACAGGGAAAUCAGUACACCUUCAGCAGCAUUGAGAGAGAAGAGUAUGGCAAGCUGUUUGACUUCGUUAACGCCAAGAAGCUCAACAUCAAGAACAGAGGCUUCAAAGAGAAGAAGGGCAUGAAGGGUAAGAUUGACGAGUACAGUGACUCAGACGAAGACCAGCACGACGCAUACCUGGAGAGGAUGAAGGCAGAGGGCAAGAUCAGAGAGGAGGGCAACGACAGCGAAGAAUCAGACGGCGAAAGCGAUGAGUCGUUUAACCCCGGAGAAGAAGAUGAAGACAUCGCAGAGGAGUACGACAGCAAUGCCUCAGCGAGCGACAGCAGCGAAGACGGGGAAGGUAGCGACAAUGACAGCGCGAAGAAGAAGAAGCCCAAGAAAGCCAAAGUGGUGAAGGAGAAAAAAGAGAGAAAACCACGCAGAGAGAAGAAGCAGAGAGAUGCUGGCGCCCCCAAGAGGCCGAUGAGUGCCUACAUGCUGUGGCUCAACGCCAGCCGCGAGCGAAUCAAGUCGGAGAACCCGGGCAUCUCCAUCACAGAGAUUUCCAAGAAGGCCGGAGAGAUGUGGAGACAAAUUGGCAAAGAGGAGAAGGAGGAGUGGGACAUAAAGGCAGGAGAGGCGAAGAAGCAGUAUGACAAAGCAAAGAAAGAGUACAAAGAGAGCGGUGGCGGUGCCGCUGCCGGCGGAGUAGCGACCUCCAGUCCCAAGAAAGAGAGCAAAAAAUCUGGAGGUAAGAAGGAGGACAAGAAGAGGAAGUCGGCCGGGGGAGAUAAGGACAAGGAGCGGGGAGGAGGAGGAGGCAACGACAGCUUCAAGAGUCGAGAGUUCAUCGAGACCAGCGAGGACUCUGACUCAGACUCUGACCACAAGAGCAAGUCCAAGAGGAAGAAGAAGAAGGAGUCAGAGGAAGAGGAGGAAGAGGCUGUGUCCACACCUGCCAGCUCGGAGGAAGACUCUGACUAAACACUCACACUUUUACCCAUCCGACACACAAACCAAGGACCAAGCAUUUAUACUCUCCAUGUUGAUCCUCAAACAAAUGAACUCGCAGAAAAAAAUCAACAGACUUGAGUUGUAUUGUUUUUCUUCUACAUGUUUUGUUUUAAGAGUUCAAACACACCUCGUGACUCUGAAAGCUCAUGUAGUAUUUGAUAUUUGAACUGGUUUUUCCUACUGACGGCUCAGUGUAAUGGUGGUAUACUGGUGUACCACUUUUCCAAGAAGUCUUGAAAGGGUUUUCCUCAUCUCACCCACGGGGAUGGUUGUAGUUUAAUAGCACUGAGGAGUUAUUAGUUGGUUUAAUGUCGAUAAGAGACAGAGGAGCAGAUGCGACGCCGUUUUGUUCUUCCUGUGUAGAACAUUUAAAAACAGCAGUGUUUUUUUGUUUGUGUUUUAUCAUGUCAUGUUUUCAGGCUUGAGUAAAUAAAUGAAUCAUUUUUAAUAAAGCCACACUUUUCAGUU
Messenger RNA from Sebastes umbrosus (honeycomb rockfish), 2808 nucleotides. It is a transcript of the gene ssrp1a, whose product is annotated as structure specific recognition protein 1a. The transcript has 19 exons. Gene Ontology annotation, cellular component: nucleus; FACT complex. The coding region runs from base 157 to 2310 and encodes 717 amino acids. Lineage: Eukaryota; Metazoa; Chordata; Actinopteri; Perciformes; Sebastidae. Gene Ontology annotation, molecular function: DNA binding; histone binding; nucleosome binding. The record is from RefSeq and is a predicted model, not a curated record.